ACGUUUUGAAUUUUGGAGCUUACCACAAUACAUAUGUAAAAUAUGUUCAGAGUUUGCAACAAGUUGAUAGCAAAUGCAAGUGGAGUCUUCCAAAAAAUUCCUAGCAGGACCCAAAGCAAAAAUGUGAACGUUUUUAUAAACGGCAAGGCUGUGGAGGUGCCUAGUUACUUCACAGUGCUACAGGCGUUGCGAAGGGAGAGAGUGACUGUCCCUACAUUUUGUUACCAUGACCGUUUGUCUAUUGCAGGCAAUUGUCGAAUGUGUCUCGUGGAAAUAGAAGGCGGAUGGAAACCGCAAAUUGCUUGCGCUACUCCAGUAUACAAAGACAUUAAGAUACGCACAAACUCAAAAAUGGCACUACAGGCUCAAGAAGGCGUACUAGAAUUUAUUUUAGCAGAUCAUCCUCUCGACUGCCCGAUUUGUGACCAAGGGGGAGAAUGCGAUUUACAAGAUUUGACUAUGAGAUUCGGCAACGACAGAACCAGGUUCACCGACAUUCAUUUCCAAGGGAAGCGAGCCGUCGAGAACAAGAAUCUUUCGACGUUGAUCCGCGCUGAGAUGACGAGAUGUAUCCAUUGCACCAGAUGUAUAAGGUUCGCCUCGCAAGUCUGUGGUAUGGACGUACUAGGCACUACCGGUCGCGGAGGCGAAAUGCUCGUCGGGACUUACGUGGAUAAAAAGUUUUUCUCAGAGCUAUCUGGAAAUAUUAUAGAUCUUUGUCCGGUCGGUGCUUUAACGGCGAUUCCGUACAUGUUCAAAGCGAGGCCAUGGGAGGUCAAGAGAGUGAACUCCAUCGACGUCACCGAUGCGACGGGCACAAAUAUUAUUCUAAAUCAGCGGUUUAACAGGGUCCUGAGGGUGUUGCCUCGUGAAAACAAUGAAGUUAACCAGGAGUGGUUAUCAGACAAAGGACGUUGGGCUAUCGAUUCUCUGGAGAUGCAAAGAUUGGUUACGCCCAUGUGUAGGGACGAGGAUGGCUCUCUAGUUCCUAUUGAAUGGGACGUAGCUUUAAAAUUGGCUUGUAAGCUGUUAAAGGAAGCGUCGUCAUCUCCUAAUAGAAUUAUGGCUAUAGCUGGCCCACAUUGUAGCGUUGAAACAUUGGUCACUUGCAAAGACCUUCUUAACGUGAUCGGCUGUGAGAACACAUACGUAGAGCGCUCUCUCGCCUUCACAGGGUCGGAUGCCGACCUCAGAUCGGCAUAUAGCCUUAACGUUAGUAUGAAGGAUAUUGCGAAAGCUGAUAAAAUAUUGCUUGUAGGGACUAAUCCCCGCUUCGAGGCGCCAAUUUUAAAUACGUGGAUAAGACAAGCUUAUAUCUUUAACGAGUGUGACAUUUAUGUGAUCGGACCCGAGUGCGAGUACAACUAUCACGUCGAGUACUUGGGAUCGGAUAUGAGGGCGAUACCCAGUGCCAGCUGUAUUAUGAAAGAUGCGAAGAAGCCGCUUAUAUUUGUCGGCGUAUCCCAAUUGGGUACUGAUUUUUCCGGUGGAUUGAUGAACUCCUUAUGCGAACUUUCGAAAUCGUUAAAUUCGUCGUUAGAUUGGGGAGUAUUGAACAUUGUAACAUUGGAAGCAAGCUUCGGAGGUGCAAUGGAGGUAGGCUGGAAGCCUGGUGCGCUUGCAGCGUUGGACGUGCACAAGCCGACGUUAAUAAUUUCACUAGGAGCAGACGAUACUUUCUACGACUGGACUCCGCCGUGCGAUUGCGCUGUGAUUUACAUCGGAUUCCAAGGUGACCGGGGAGCUGAGAAUUCUUCUCUGAUUUUACCGGGAUGUGCGUAUACCGAAUCCGGUGGUACAUUUGUGAAUAUGGAAGGUCGAGUUCAGUUCGCUUUGCCCGCCGUGUCGCCGCCGGGCAAAGCUCGCCACGACUGGAAGAUAAUCAGGGCGUUGGCCGAGACAUAUAACAUUCCUUUAUUUUAUUGCGACAUGGAUACUCUAGCCUGUAGAUUGGGCGUGAUCAGUCCUAAUUUGGUGCAGUUUGACACGUUUCAGCCCAAACUAUUUUCGGAUGUGGUGUGCUCUAUGAUAGAUCAUAGCAAGACAUCGAGUGGAUGUAUAGAUGUUAAGAUGAAAACUAUAAAGGAUUACUUUUGCUCAGAUGUAUUUACGUUUAAUUCACCGACGAUGGUGAAGGCUCAGAAAGCUGUUACCGAUUUCCAAAACACAUCGCAAUAUGUUGCAAUUUAG
Molecule: messenger RNA, 2190 nt
Organism: Papilio machaon (common yellow swallowtail)
Lineage: Eukaryota; Metazoa; Arthropoda; Insecta; Lepidoptera; Papilionidae
Product: NADH-ubiquinone oxidoreductase 75 kDa subunit, mitochondrial
Exons: 1
Coding region: 43-2190 (715 amino acids)
Biological process (GO): ATP synthesis coupled electron transport
Cellular component (GO): membrane
Molecular function (GO): NADH dehydrogenase (ubiquinone) activity; iron-sulfur cluster binding
Source: RefSeq, a predicted model, not a curated record